AUAUAAAGAGCCUCAACAGAGAGAGAAGUUAAAUCCGGUCUGUCCCAAAGACCAGCAUGCAUCUCUUUGCUCUAAUUCUUGGUAUUUGGCUUCUACCAAAAGGUGACACGCUAACAUGUUUUGAAUGCACACAAAACAAUUCUCGUUGCGAUGCAAUACAAAGGGACUGUCCUUCAGAGAAUCAUCAAUGUGGUGUAUCCAGAGUCAUUGUCUAUGAAGGUGGAUCAAAAGUCCGAGACCUAAACGUGAAGGGUUGUGUUCUGAAUGAAGAAUGUGGUGAAGGUUCAGGCAAUUCUGGAUAUUUCAACAUUUCGGUUAACACCCUAUGCUGCAACUCCAACCUCUGCAACACACAGUCUGUCCCUGAACCGAGCAAAAAAACUCCAAAUGGGAGACAGUGCUUCACCUGUGAUGCUCCAGCAUGCAACAAAACUUUGGACUGUGUGGGGAACGAAGACUACUGCGGUUUUGGAACAGUUGAUGUAGGAGCAACAUACACCAUAAAUGGAUGCAUCUCGAAGAAGUUGUGCUCUGCCUUAAACGGCUAUCUUUCUCAAAUUCUAAAAACACAGAUUACCUGUGCCAAGGGUAACUUCUGCAACAGUGCUGUCACUGCAAGUGCAGGCCUGCAGCUUGUAGUAGUGGCGUUGGUCUCUUUGACAUUGUUUUCUUAAGAGAAAAUUCAAACAGUGAAUUCUUUGGCACCUCUCUUUUUCAUACACAAAGUCUAUGAGGCCCUCACCCUUUUCUUCUUUCAACUAAUCCUUUGAAGAUUCAAAGUUUGGAAUCCAAAAUGAUUAUUUUUGAUAAACUGACAUGUUUUUUUGUUUGUUUCUCUUUUAUUUCACCUGUCAGUCACAAUUCUGAUUAAACUCUUCAAAACUGUGUGUGAAUUUAAAUAUUAAAUAAAGUUUCAUCUCAUCAAGAGGAAAACUAA
Oryzias latipes (Japanese medaka) is the source of this 937-nucleotide messenger RNA. Lineage: Eukaryota; Metazoa; Chordata; Actinopteri; Beloniformes; Adrianichthyidae. The record is from RefSeq and is a predicted model, not a curated record.